Molecule: messenger RNA, 4020 nt
Organism: Vombatus ursinus (common wombat)
Lineage: Eukaryota; Metazoa; Chordata; Mammalia; Diprotodontia; Vombatidae
Biological process (GO): proteolysis; virion assembly
Molecular function (GO): aspartic-type endopeptidase activity; zinc ion binding; RNA-DNA hybrid ribonuclease activity
Source: RefSeq, a predicted model, not a curated record
AUGGGACAAGGACCCUCGAGCCCUAAGCCAGGCUCCCCUCUCUUUAUUGUCUUACGGGACCUCAAACAAUAUCGGCGUAUAGCAGAAGGUUAUGGGUUUCAGGUUACUAAAAAGAAAUUAGCUCUCCUUUGCCAACAGGAAUGGCCCACCUUCGAGGUAGGCUGGCCCCCGGGGGGUACGUUUGACGUCUCGGUGGCCGGCCGGGUCAGGGGAAUUGUCUAUGGUAUACCUGGCCACCCCGAUCAGGUCCCCUAUAUCACCGCCUGGAUUGAUUUCAAACCCCCUUCGGGACCACUACAGGUCCAGGCCCUUUCAAAACUAAGACCAGGAACGGAAUCAAAGACGACCUUUAGCCGCAAGCCUCCCGAAAGUCCUAAGGUCGUCACACAGCUUACUCCUGUCUUACCACCCCCUGAUUCUGACCCCCUAGAUCCAGCUGAGUACUCCCAGUCCCAGGUUUCAGAUCCACCCCCGUACCCAACCUCAGGGUCUCUGAGCCCCUCAGCCCCUCCUCUGAUAAGUCCACCCCAUACUCGAGCAGGUGCUCCUUAUGGCCCUUCUAAUUCCAGUUUGACCCCAGAUUCCACUGUGUCAGCGUUUCCCCUGCGGCAAGUUCCUUCCCCUCCCGGAGAAUCAGGGAGACCGUUCAUGGUAUAUGUUCCCUUCUCCACCAGUGAUUUGUACAAUUGGAAACAGCAAAACCCAUCCUUCUCUGAUAAGCCCCAGAGCCUAAUCUCCCUCCUAGAGACUGUCUUUUAUACUCAUCAGCCCACCUGGGAUGACUGCCAGCAGCUCCUCCGGGUUCUUUUCACAACCGAGGAGCAUGACAGGAUUCUUUUAGAAGCCAGGAAGGGAGUUCUGGACCCAGAUGGACAUCCCUCUACUGACCUGGGGCGCCGCAACCACAUCUUCCCUGAGAACCGGCCCGACUGGGACCCCAACACUGAUCGCGGUAGGGAAGCACUGGACAGGUAUCGCCAGUUAUUGCUGGGAGGGUUACGGGCAGCAGCACGGAAGCCAACUAAUAUGUCCAAAGUCAGUGAGGUUAAACAGGGCAAGGAUGAGUCCCCAGCUGCAUACUUAGAGCGCCUCUACGAGGCAUAUCGAACCUACACCCCUAUCGACCCAGAGGAUCCCAAUAACCGGAGAGCCAUCAUAAUUGAUUUCGUAGCCAAUUCAGCUCCGGACAUCCGUCGGAAGCUACAGAAACUUGAAGGUUUUGAGGGUAAAAAUCUGACUGAACUCAUGGAAGUGGCCAAGCGGGUGUUUGACUAUCGUGAAGAGACUCAAGACAAGCAAACUCGCACGGUCGCAAGGGCGGUAGUGGCAGCUUUAGCACAGGUUCCAGGGGAGGCUCAGAAGCAAGGGUGGAAAGGAAGGCGGGAGGGGCCAAACGCUGGGCGCCCCUAUAAGGGUAAAGGCUUGGGAAGGCCUCCUUUAGCUCGGGAUCAGUGUGCUUACUGCAAAGCCAUGGGUCAUUGGAAAUCUGAGUGCCCUAAUCGCGGGCUGAAAGAGAAGGGGUGCCCCGGCUCAAAGUCCGUUGUGACUCUUGACCCCCUGGAGCCGAGGGUUACUCUCAGUGUUGGGGGUCAACCUGUCUCAUUCCUAGUCGACUCUGGAGCUGCGGCAUCGGUCCUGAAAUCCCCACUGGGCUCCCUCUCAUCGUCCACUGUGCAGGUCCAGGGAGCUACUGGACGAAAACAGUCUGUACCCCUCACCACUUCUCGGGAAGUCCGGUUAGGGAAGGGCCUAGUCUCCCAUUCUUUUCUAGUAAUGCCUGAUUGCCCUUACCCCUUGCUUGGCCGAGAUCUCCUACACAAGCUUCAGGCUAUCAUUUCCUUUAAGGGACCUAACCCCACUCUCGGGUUUAACCUGCCACAACUUGUUCUCACCUGCCCGUUGUCAGAGGAGUCUCGCCUCCUCCCCCUAACGUUUUCCCCAGACCGCCCCUCGACCACCUCCACCCCUACCUCCCUAACUCUGUUGAACCAUUUCAAAGGCUUGGUUCCUGGAGUCUGGGCUGAGACCAACCCGUUUGGUCUAGCAGGACACCAGCCCCCAGUGGUGGUCCAGCUCUCGUCCACAGCAACCCCUGCGUGUGUCCAACAAUACCCGUUGACUCGAGCUGCCCUUUUGGGCAUCAAGCCUCACAUCGAUCGACUCUUGGCGGCAGGCAUUCUACGACCCUGCCAGAGCUCGUGGAACACCCCCCUACUUCCAGUUCGCAAGCCCGGGUCUGGAGACUUCCGUCCUGUCCAGGAUCUAUGAGAAGUCAACGCCCGGGUGGAAACUGUACAUCCUACUGUGCCAAACCCAUACACGUUGCUGUCUUCCCUGGACCCUGCUCGGACUUGGUAGACAGUUUUGGACCUGAAGGAUGCUUUCUUUUCCAUUCCCUUGGCACCAGUAAGCCAACCUAUAUUCGCUUUUACUUGGACAGAUCCUAACACUGGGACAUCCUCUCAGCUCACCUGGACCCGGCUUCCCCAAGGUUUUAAGAACUCCCCUACACUUUUUGGCUCAGCUCUGGCCUCCGACCUGGCCGCCUUCCGGGUCUCGUAUCCGGAGGUCACUCUCCUCCAGUAUGUUGAUGACCUUUUGUUAGCUACUUCCUCUGAGGCAAUAUGCAAAGAUGCAACUCUCCACCUUCUCCAGCUGCUUGAAGCUUCCGGGUACCGUAUCUCUGGAAAGAAAGCACAACUGUGCUCUCAAUCCGUUGUUUACUUGGGUUUCACCCUUCGUUCUGGUCAAAGGUUACUGUCUCGGGGGCGUGUAGCUGCCAUUUUGGGCAUGCCCGCCCCGAGGAACCGCCGCGGGCUCCGGGAAUUCCUGGGGAUGGCUGGAUACUGUCGCCUCUGGAUCUUGGGGUUUGCCGAGGUUGCCAAACCCCUAUAUGAGGCCCUAACUGGUGAACCCACCCAAUUUGUUUGGGGACCACGGCAGCAGGAAGCAUUCGACAAGCUCCGAAAGGCGCUGUCCAGCACGCCUGCCCUCUCCCUGCCAGACCUGUCCAAGCCCUUCCGCCUCUAUGUGUCUGAGUCUCGAGCUGUGGCCAAAGGGGUUCUGACCCAGCCCCUGGGGCCCUGGAAUCGUCCUGUUGCCUAUCUCUCCAAGCAGCUGGACCCUGUGGCUUCCGGGUGGCCCUCUUGCCUGCGAACUGUGGCGGCCAUUGCCGUCUUGGUUAGGGAAGCCGCAAAGCUCACUUUUGGGCAGCCUCUUGAGAUUUCAGCAUCACAUCAUCUGGAACAGCUUUUACAUUCCCCGCCGACAAGAUGGAUCUCAAAUUCACGCCUGACUCAUUACCAAUCCUUACUCCUAGAUUCCGCGCGCAUCUCUUUCGCUCCUCCGGUCACACUCAACCCGGCCACCCUGCUCCCUGACUCCCCUCCUUCCUCCCCUAUACAUGACUGCCUGGACACACUGGACUCCAUCCACACGUCCCGCCCUGGACUUACUGAUGUUCCUUUAACAAACCCCGACCUAGUGCUCUUCACAGACGGCAGCAGUUUUGUUCAGGAGGGGAUCCGUAGGGCGGGUGCAGCCGUGGUCACUCCGGUUGAGACCCUCUGGGAUACCGCUCUACCCCCUGGCACAUCUGCUCCUGCUGAACUCAUUGCCUUAACUCAAGCCCUUAGACUCUCUGCAGGGAGGCGAGUAAAUAUUUACACAGAUAGCCGCUAUGCCUUUGCCACUGUUCAUAUCCAUGGAUAUGUAUAUCUCCAAAGGGGUCUGUUAACCUCGGCGGGAAGGGAGAUUAGGAACAAGAGUCAGAUCCAGGACCUGCUGGAUGCUGUCUGGCUUCCCAAGGAGGUGGCGGUAAUUCAUGUUCCUGCUCACACCCGUGGAACUGACCCCCAGUCUCUAGGGAACGCAGCAGCGGAUAAGGCUGCCCGAGCGGCUGCCUGCAAACCCUUGAUACCCGCUAUGCCCUGGGAUGAAGCAGGCGGCCGAGGAAGCCGCAAGAAGGUGCCUUGCAUGUGCCAAAGUCAACCCACGAUCACAAUCAAGGAUACCAACUGA